Messenger RNA from Paramecium sonneborni, 1222 nucleotides. Lineage: Eukaryota; Ciliophora; Oligohymenophorea; Peniculida; Parameciidae. The record is from the annotation of a GenBank genome assembly.
AUGACAUCAGCUUUUAUUUAAUUAUCUUGUAUUAUUUAAAAUUUUAUAAGCUUUAUAGCUUAAUUUAAGUACAUACCAAUAUUAUGCUAUCUAUUCAGGGCUUGCCGAUUUUUUUAUGCUUUCUAAAGACCAUGGAAAUUAUUUAAGUUCAAAGGACUUAGCUUUACUGUAACUAUGAUUAUUUGUUGUAUUUCUAUUGGACUACUUGAAACUUUUACUAAUUUUGAUCUAAAUAUUUUUACAUAGUAAGAGGAUUCUUAAUAGAAUUAUUAAAAAAUAAUGCCUAGAAUUACAUUUGUAUAUAUGUCACAGCUUAUUUUGAUUCUAUCAAUAUUUUUUAUGAGAAAAGUUAAUGUAUAAUAAUUAUAAAUAAUUUUAGAAAUUUUAAUAAUUUGAUUAUUGGAUAGCAUUUGCAAUUGAAAUUUUUCAAUUUUCAGUCAAAAUAUUUUUGAUCAAUUUACUUGAAUUUUUUGAAUGCAGUAAUUCUCAUGAAAUUCCAUUAUUUUAUUAUAUUGAUUGUUUCAAACUAUCAUCUAUGUUAAUUUGCUCAACAAUUUUACCAUUAUUCUUUUAACACUAAUCCAUAACUGAAUUGCCAUUUGAAAUGGAGUGUUCUACUUUUGGAUUAUUUAUUACAUAACCUUAAUUUAUAAAAUUGUUUUAUGAUUACCUAUGUUAUUUUGAUAAAAUAAAAUCAUAAAAAAUGCUUAUUGAUGAUUCACGACAUGUUUAAACAAAUAUAAGAGUCAAUAAUAAUUUUACAACAUUAUUUGAGAAUGAAUAAUAAUUUGAUUUAAACAAAUCCUCAUUAUCUAAAUGUUUUAUUUCCUAUAUUAAUUUCUCUCUAUGGUUAGAAUAAGAAUAAAUAGAAUCUAAUUUUUAAAAUGAAAAUGAAGAAUUACUUAGUUCAGAAUUCUUAUUUUUUUAAGAACUUAUAUCAGAAUAAGCAAUAUCUAAGAUGACAGCAAUAAAAUAUAAUAAAUAAUUUAAUAAUUUAGGCAUUGAUUCAAGUUAAUAAGAUUUUGCUCAAGAUUAAAUCAAUAUAAAUAAAGUUGAAAAAAUUUGGUUGUAUAGAUAGAUUCUUUAUGAAAUCUUAAAAGAAGUUUUCGAGUUACACUUUAAAUUCACCAAAUCUUACUAAGCUUUGUAUAAUCAUUGUGAAAGAAAUAGAAAAAUAUGGCUCAGAUUAGGAGAAAUUGGAUUAACUGGACAUUGUAAUUGA